Notodromas monacha is the source of this 480-nucleotide messenger RNA. NCBI's taxonomy places the organism in Eukaryota, Metazoa, Arthropoda, Ostracoda, Podocopida, Cyprididae. The record is from the annotation of a GenBank genome assembly.
AUGUUCAGUGAACCGGACGAAGUUGAGACCGCGAUCCUUGAGGAUUUCGGUGAUGCGUCAGAAUUGAAGCGUUUGGAAGCUCUCUACUUCCGGCAGCAAGAGCGAAUGGAAAAUGAUCCUAAAGUUCGAUGGGAUUACGCCAUUAGUUUGGUGCGCUCGAAAUACAUGGCUGACAUCAAAAGCGGGCGCAGAAUGAUGGAAGAAAUCAUGGCCGACCCGGCUAAUGAAGAAAUUCAAAUCGACUGCUUGUACUUUUUAUCGCUGGCAUGCGCUAAGCUGAAGGAUUACAAAGAUGCCUUACAGUAUGUUCGAGAGCUGCUUCGAAGAAAACCGAAUCACAUGCAAGCUGUGCAGUUGGAGCGGAUAAUUUCUGGAAGGCUUGAAAGAGAGGGAAUGAAAGGGAUGGCGAUCCUUGGUGGCGCUGCAAUGGGAAUCGGUGCUUUGAUCGGUCUUGGCGUUGCUCUGGCCCGCAGGAAGUGA